Molecule: messenger RNA, 1374 nt
Organism: Microsporum canis CBS 113480
Lineage: Eukaryota; Fungi; Ascomycota; Eurotiomycetes; Onygenales; Arthrodermataceae
Product: nucleoside transporter family protein
Exons: 2
Coding region: 1-1374 (457 amino acids)
Biological process (GO): nucleoside transmembrane transport
Cellular component (GO): fungal-type vacuole membrane; plasma membrane
Molecular function (GO): nicotinamide riboside transmembrane transporter activity; nucleobase transmembrane transporter activity
Source: RefSeq, a predicted model, not a curated record
AUGUCCCAAGACAGGCUCAACCGUUUCUUUACCCCUAGAGACGAGCAGCAGCAAGCGUACAAACGAAUAGACGGAGAUGAGAUAUAUACCAAUGAAGAAGACACAGAGCAAUCUGCAUACGAUGUUCCACCGGCACAGGAGUUUUCAUGGAUAGUGUAUUUUUAUUUUGUCUGGAUGGGCAUGGCUAUGCUCUGGGGAUGGAACUCAUUCCUUGCCGCUGCCCCCUACUUUCAAAUUCGUUUUGCAAGCAAUGACUGGCUCCGAGACAACUCACAAUCUUCAAUAACAUCCGUAUUCUGCAUCACCGGCCUGACUGCCCAUUUAGUUCUGCUGAAACUCCAGGAAAAUGCGUCCUAUCCACGGAGAGUCAUGCUAUCACUCGCUCUCACGGUAUCAGUGUUUACUCUGCUCACUCUAUCAACCCUUCCUAACCCGGGACCCUCUGCCCCCGUCCUUUUCUCGUUCAUCCUUCUCAUGGUCUUCGUAUGUUCGUUUUCCGCCUCGUUAAACCAAAACGGACUGUUUGCAUAUGUGUCUGGGUUCUCUCAGCCAGCGUACACGCAAGGAAUCAUGACGGGCCAGGCGCUCUCCGGGGUUUUGCCGGCUAUCGUACAACUUAUUUCAGUCCUUGCCGUGCCGGAAAGCAAUGUACACGAGUCCGAUGAGCGACAAAACGCAGCUAAAUCCGCAUUUGGAUUCUUUGCUACUGCAACACUGGUGUGUGGAGGUGCGUUUUUUGUCUUCCUUUACCUCUAUCGCUACCCGGGCAAGCGGCAAGGGAUACGCUAUCUCGCGGAUGAAGAUACCGAGGGUCCAAAUUCACCGACGAAAAAGACAGUUUCACUGUUGACACUGUUUCAAAAAACGCGCUGGGCAUCCCUUGCGAUGUUUUUGUGCUUUUGCAUUACCAUGGCUUUUCCUGUCUUCGCAUCUCAGGUCCAGAGCACAAACAAGGAACAGCCUCCGCCACGCUAUACCCAGCCAGGCGUAUUCAUUGCGCUUGCCCUUUUCUUCUGGAACUCCGGUGACUUGCUUGGCCGUAUGCUGGUCCUGCUCCCGUUUUUCAGAGAUAGGAAGCCGCCUCCAUUCAUCCUGUUUAUUCUAUCACUGGCACGUAUCCUUUUCAUUCCCUUGUUCCUGAUGUGUAAUGUACGGGGCAGAGGCGCCAGAAUUAACAGCGACGUUGUAUACCUUAUCUUUAUUCAGGGUUUGUUUGGGCUCACGAACGGCUACCUCUGCGUUUCUUCCAUGGUUAGCGCUACAGAGGCUGUCGAUGAGGAAGAGAGGGAAGCAGCUGGUGCAUACAUGGGUAUGUUGAUAGUUGCUGGUUUAGCAGCUGGGAGCGUGCUGAGCUUUUUUAUCGGUGCUCUUUGA